Messenger RNA from Dichomitus squalens LYAD-421 SS1, 1471 nucleotides. Its product is annotated as 26S proteasome subunit P45. Gene Ontology annotation, molecular function: ATP hydrolysis activity; ATP binding; proteasome-activating activity. Gene Ontology annotation, biological process: proteasome-mediated ubiquitin-dependent protein catabolic process. The transcript has 6 exons. The record is from RefSeq and is a predicted model, not a curated record. NCBI's taxonomy places the organism in Eukaryota, Fungi, Basidiomycota, Agaricomycetes, Polyporales, Polyporaceae. The coding region runs from base 14 to 1393 and encodes 459 amino acids. Gene Ontology annotation, cellular component: proteasome regulatory particle, base subcomplex.
GUGUUUGUCAACCAUGUCUUCAGCACAACCUCCCGAUGUACCUGACAACACCAGCAGCAAGCCUGACAACACCCCUUCGUCUUCUGUACCAGUCCCCGCUGCCCAGGAUGCAGCAAUGGACACCACCCCAGACAAACCAGCUGAGGAGACUUGGGACGAUAUUCCGGAGGAGAUAAUGAAUCUUUCAACGGACGAGAUUUUGACGAGGAUACGGCUCAUUGACAAUGACCUCAAGGUUAUGCGCUCAGAGACCCUCCGUCUCCAGCACGAACAGAGUGUCAUGAAGGAGAAGAUAAGGGAGAAUGGCGAGAAGAUCAAGCAGAACAAGGUUUUGCCCUAUCUAGUCGGGAACGUCGUAGAGAUCCUAGAUGUCGACCCCGAAGGCGAAGAGGACGGUGCCAACCGUGACCUGGACUCUAUGCGCAAAGGCAAGUGCGCCGUCAUCAAGACCUCAACACGACAAACUGUUUUUCUCCCUCUAAUCGGUCUUGUCCCGGCCGAGAAGCUCAAACCCGGAGACCUUGUCGGGGUCAACAAGGACUCGUAUCUCAUACUCGAUACGCUUCCCGCUGAGUUCGACUCGCGUGUCAAGGCAAUGGAGGUCGAUGAGCGGCCGACGGAGACCUACACCGACAUCGGUGGUUUGGAGAAGCAGAUCGAGGAGCUGGUCGAGGCUAUUGUCUUGCCCAUGGAGCAGGCGGACAAGUUCAAGACGCUUGGCAUUAAGCCACCGAAAGGUUGCCUGAUGUAUGGUCCUCCAGGCACCGGCAAGACUCUCAUGGCACGAGCAUGUGCAGCCCAAACGAACGCUUGCUAUUUAAAGCUUGCUGGUCCAUCACUGGUGCAAAUGUUCAUUGGUGACGGUGCUAAGCUCGUUCGGGACGCGUUCGAGCUCGCGAAGGAGAAAGCGCCAGCUAUCAUCUUCAUUGACGAGUUGGACGCCAUUGGUACCAAACGGUUCGAUUCCGAGAAGAGCGGUGACCGUGAGGUACAGCGGACGAUGCUUGAGCUCCUGAACCAGCUUGACGGUUUCAGCAGUGACGAGCGAAUCAAGGUUAUCGCGGCUACGAACCGUAUCGACAUCCUUGACCCCGCUCUGCUCCGGUCCGGUCGUCUGGACAGGAAGAUCGAGUUCCCGUUGCCGAACGAGACCGCCCGUGCGCGCAUCCUUGAGAUACACUCCCGGAAAAUGGCUGUUUCUUCGGAUGUCAACUUUGAGGAGCUCGCGAGGAGUACAGACGAGUUCAACGGCGCUCAGCUCAAGGCAGUUUGCGUUGAGGCCGGUAUGAUCGCGCUACGAGAAGGUGCCACGAAGUUGAGCCACGAGCACUUCCUCAGUGGUAUUGCAGAAGUGCAGAGCAAGAAGAAGAAUCCGCUCAAUUAUUUCACGUAGUACCUGUCUUUCUCAGUCAGCAUUCGGUUUGUGGACUUGCGCAUCGCAAUGUAUUCUGUCUUUCAGCCUUCGCAUCGC